Molecule: messenger RNA, 2688 nt
Organism: Aphidius gifuensis
Lineage: Eukaryota; Metazoa; Arthropoda; Insecta; Hymenoptera; Braconidae
Gene: croc
Product: forkhead box C1-B-like
Exons: 2
Coding region: 538-2112 (524 amino acids)
Biological process (GO): cell differentiation; anatomical structure morphogenesis; regulation of transcription by RNA polymerase II
Molecular function (GO): RNA polymerase II cis-regulatory region sequence-specific DNA binding; DNA-binding transcription factor activity, RNA polymerase II-specific
Source: RefSeq, a predicted model, not a curated record
AACUGUCCACUGACUAAAAGAUCUUCCUCGACACUCAGCCACAAGCGUGACGAGCCCCCAGUGUGUUUUUACUCGGGACUGAGUAAACGAGAAUCUUGUUGUGUAUCAUAAUAUCAUUCAACAAUCAGUAAUCAUAAAUACUUUUUUUUUAAAUUCACUCUCUCUUCUAGUAAAUAUAAAUUCAUACUUUAAUGCAAUUUUUUAUUGAAAACAAGAGAAAUUAAUCGAAAAACAAAAGAAUUAAUAGAAACAAAAAAAAAAAACCGAAAACAUUUUAUCCUAGUUACUAUAAUAAUAUCAAUAAAUUAAUUGAUAUUAUUUAUGUCAGUUAUAUUAUUAUUUGUUUUCAUUUGUAAAAUGUGCUAUAGUGUUAUUAAUAAUAAUUUGUGAUUGUGAUAAAUAGACAAUAAUGGAUAUCAUAGUGAAUAUUUAAAAAAAAAAAAAAUAUUUUAUUUUAUUAUUUAAAAAAGAAAAUAUAUAAAUAAUUAAUUAAAUCUUAUAAUUUUAAAUAAAAAAAAAAAAAAAAAAUUAAUAAAAAUGCAUACAUUUUUUGGUGAAACACAAAAUGCAUAUUACAGACAUGCGUCGGCUGUACCAGUUGGUAUGGGAACACCAUCAUAUCCAGGAGUUGGUGCUGCACCAGGAUAUUAUGAACAAUAUCGUUAUGGUGGUUAUACAACAGCAGCUGGUUAUCAUGUACCUGGUAUUGGUCAACAACAUAUGCAUCAUCCUGGUAAAGAUAUGGUUAAACCACCAUAUUCAUAUAUUGCAUUAAUUGCAAUGGCAAUACAAAAUGCACCAGAUAAAAAAAUAACAUUAAAUGGUAUUUAUCAAUUUAUCAUGGAAAGAUUUCCUUAUUAUAGAGAAAAUAAACAAGGUUGGCAAAAUUCAAUAAGACAUAAUUUAAGUUUAAAUGAAUGUUUUGUUAAAGUACCAAGAGAUGAUAAAAAACCAGGUAAAGGUAGUUAUUGGUCUCUAGAUCCAGAUAGUUAUAAUAUGUUUGAUAAUGGAUCAUAUUUAAGAAGAAGAAGAAGAUUUAAAAAAAAAGAUGCAUUAAAAGAAAAAGAAGAUGCAUUAAAACGUCAAGGUAUUAUAACAGAUAAACGUGAUGAUAUUAAAACUGGAAAUCUGCUGGCAGAUACAACAAAAAAAUUAAAUGGUGUUUUAGAAUGUAAACAACCAAAACGUGAACCAACAACAAAUGAACAAUCAAUAUGUUUAAGUAGUAAUAAUAAUGGUGCAGUUAAUGGUGCAGUUAAUGGUGGAAGUGGUGGUAAUAGUAAUAGUAAUAAUGGUGGUAAUGGUGUUAAUAGUAAUUCUGCUAAUUCAAAUAAUACAGUGUCAAAAUAUUCAAAUAUACAAGAUAAUAAUAAUAAAACAAUAUCAACAACACCAACAACAACAACAACAACACCACCAAGUGUUAUACAAACAAAUCUUGGUCAUCAAGCGACGGGACAUACAUCAGUAACACAUCAAAAUCAUCAAGUACAUCAAGAUGUAUCAAUACCAGAUGUUACAAUGGGUAUGGAUCCAUCAAGUUUUAGUGUUGAUUCACUUAUGACAAAUAGAGAUCAUCAUCAUCAUCAACAACAACAACAACAUCAUCAUUCACAUGGUAUUACAAAUCAUUCAGCUCAUUCACAUGCUAUGUCAGCAGUAACAACAACAACAAAUACAACAACAUCAGCUGCAGCUGCAGCGGCGGCCGCUGCUGCUGCUGCUGCUGCAGCAAUGAUGGCAUCAACUGGUUAUGGACAUGUAACACCAUCAAGAGGUGGUGCUAAUUCAAGUCCUCCUGGUACAUUAUAUUCAACAUAUUGUCCUAGUUCAACUGCUGGUUAUAGUAUUAUGGAUCAUUCUGAUUAUAAUACAAAUGUUAGAAAUCAUAAUGGUGGACAUUCACAAUGGUAUCAAGAAGCAGCAAGUCCAGAUAAUGCAGCUAUGUAUCAAGAUACACAAUCACCUAAUUGUCAACUUUAUAGAUCGAGUCCACCGACCCCCUUGUCCUCUGGUGCAGCACCGUCGCCACCACUCUAUCAUCGUUAUUAUCAAGAUUGCAAUACAGUCAAUACCAGUGGUAAUUUACCAAUAACGUUACACAAGUACUGAGAAUAUCAGUCAUCAAGGUUUCAUCGAAACCUUGAAGAGACAAUAAGCAGCAAUCAUCAUCAUCAUCAACAACAACACAAUUAUGAGCCAAAUUUGGUCUACAUAAAACAAGAGUGGACCUCGCCGGACGAGAUACCAAAAGAAUGGAAUUAAAGAUAUAUAAUUAUUCAGUAUAAAAAAUAAAAACAAAACAUAAAAAACCACUGAUAAAUACUUGAAUCAAGGUCAAGUGUAUAUGUACCAACAACUGUACAAAUUAACAAAAAAAUAUGUAUAUUUAAGUACACUGACCUGGGCUAAGAAUUUCGAAAAAAAAAAAAAAAGAAAUUAAACCUGAAUGCUUUGUGUCAAGUCGAAAGUAAUAAUUUUCCCAUUUAUCAAGUAAACUCAUUGAAUUUUUUUGGGGUUUUUUUUUUUUUUUUCUUUCUGUCUUUUAUAUAUACGCAACAUAUAUAUUAUUUUGAUGCAACUGUGUAAACCGAGACCGAUAUGCAAACAUUCAAGACGAUUCUUUCAUGUCACUUGUUUACCAAUUGUCUGUAAUAAAAAUUGCAAUAUACAAAAAAAAAAAAAAAG